GUUUGAUGAAUACUGACAUCCCUGUUUGAUUAAAUUCGUGGCAGAAGUCUAAUUGUAAUACAUUACUGGAUGAAAUAGAAAUUGUGCAAUUUUGUAUUGUAUAUAAAUUUUACGAAGUGAUUCUACCAGAUUGUUACACAAGUAUUACAAAUACAGCUUGGAUUAUAAAUGGCUGCUAUCGUGGAUCCCAGGAAAAGGUCUCGUGAAGAAGAUGUGAGCGAAUUUAUGCCAUUGUCCAAGCGCAUCAAUAACUUGCAUUUGAACAACAGUCAGGCUGUGGGUGGAUUUCAAAUAGAUCACCACCAAGCUGGCCUUCACAUGCCCCUGCUUGAAGGACAUCAAGCAGCAGUGUUUAGCCAUCAGGGCAGUUCGAGCAGUUCGGGUAGUACCUGUCAUUCAAUACCUUCCGGAGGAAGCUCUCCCAGUGGAACACGUUCAUCACACGGUCAGGAACCGUUGACGGUGAAUGGUGAACUCUUGGGAGAUUACUGUCCGGAUCUGGGCGAACAUGAGAAUCCACACUAUUUUAAUCAAAACAAGGAAUUGUAUGAACUGUACGUGGAACGAAUGCGACGAAUGCAGUGAUUAGUUGUGAACGGUGGGACACAUUUCGGUUGUAGCUUUGAACUUUUUGCCGUUUAUUUAGUAUUGAUUUUAUCGAAUAAAUCGUAGAAAUACUUCUGCGUGGUUUAAUUUUCUCUGAUUUUUGAUUCAAACCGAAAAAAUGACAAACUCGAUUUAGUCAGUAAAGAUUUGCUAUUUAUAUAUAUGCUAAAGAUAUUACUU
Molecule: messenger RNA, 786 nt
Organism: Malaya genurostris
Lineage: Eukaryota; Metazoa; Arthropoda; Insecta; Diptera; Culicidae
Exons: 2
Coding region: 169-585 (138 amino acids)
Source: RefSeq, a predicted model, not a curated record